AUGGAUGGGAAAGCUGUAAAUCAAACGUGUUGCAAGAAGAGAAGGCUUUUGUUGGAUGUCUCUGAUAUUCAGGGAGAGUCGUCAUCUAUUCCUGUAGAAGGCAUUCCUCAAUCAAUUGGGGAAGAACAGAAGGGCGACUUUGGAUAUGUCUGUAAACACUACAAUAACAAAAGACAGCCAUUCAAGGAAGCCAAAGAUUGUUUGCUUUCAUUGAAAGCUUCUGUGGAAUGUCUUUGUCGAAAGAAUUUGUUUCCAUACAAUCCAGAAGUGCUCCUGAAACGAGCAAAUGGGGAGACCUCCGUUCAAUGUUUUGUGGUCAAACGUUCAAAUAUUCAGUCACCUUUUGAAUUGGUUGAAUGUCAGGUGCGGGACGAAAAGCCAGACACAGGGGAUAGGAAGGUGGAGUCAAGAGUGUCUUCUCAUAGAUCACUCUCCUACAUGGAUACAAAAUCUGUGUUUGGUAAUGACCCUGACAACCCUCCGACAGUCUUAGUCCUUGUUCCCAGCUACAUGGCAUCCAGACCUUUUCCUAUAUACAGUAGUUCAGAAACUGAAAAUGCUGCAAUCGUCACCCAGGAAAAAUAUGGAUCUGUUCGCCGAGUUUAUAUAGUGUGUGACCAAGAAAAUGAUCCUAGGCAAACAUGGAUGAUUGGAAACAAUCCUGUGGAUGAAGUGAUGGUCAUCUCUGGUUCUGAUCAAAUGGCCAUGAUUUCUAAACCACAAGAGCUCUGCUCUUGCCUCCUGGAGAUUGGCGAUGAAUACAUGUAA
Molecule: messenger RNA, 768 nt
Organism: Dovyalis caffra
Lineage: Eukaryota; Viridiplantae; Streptophyta; Magnoliopsida; Malpighiales; Salicaceae
Source: the annotation of a GenBank genome assembly